Zymoseptoria tritici IPO323 is the source of this 777-nucleotide messenger RNA. RefSeq lists its product as uncharacterized. The record is from RefSeq and is a predicted model, not a curated record. Bases 1 to 777 code for a protein of 258 amino acids. Lineage: Eukaryota; Fungi; Ascomycota; Dothideomycetes; Mycosphaerellales; Mycosphaerellaceae. The transcript is spliced from 3 exons.
AUGCCUCCAAUCCUCACCGGCCCCAACGCAGUCGCUCAACCACCAGAGACCUCAUCCAUCGAUCCGCCACCUUCUCUCGCCUGGUCAUUCCGCCACGACAGCCAACAAUGGGAACUCGUCCCCACCCGUCCGCGAGAACUGUCUAGCGUCACAGUCACAUCUUCACGGACGAGCAUCGGUAGUUGCGGCAGUCAUGAUACCACCCGCAGAGGACUGGGAAGUGCAAGUACGGCGGCCACGAGCAGGGACGCAUCGGACGGACGCCCGAGUUGGGCGAAUGUAGGACAUUUGGCGAUGUUGAGGUUGGAUUCUGGAGUGGUGGAGGAAGAUGAAGGCCGGACGAUGGAUACAAAGUCGGUCGCGAAGGAGGUGGAAGGAGAGACCAUGCCGACAAGAGCGGAGUCGGAGGGUCAAGAACCUCGCUCGCCGCGGAGAGGCCUAACGCCAGAUGCCGCAGCCAAGCGCAGCGAAGAGAGGCAUCCCUACAAGUCAACUGCGGAGCGAGGGUUCACUCCGACGUACCGCUCUCUUCGCUCCUCACCACCACCCAUGCCACCAGUGCCGGAUCCAGCCCAAUGGGCGAGGGGUCAUGUCGCGGAGAGCGUGAGCAGACAAGAAGCUGGUGGUGCGGAGCCGCAGAGGGCAAGGAAGUCGGCCUUCAUUGAGCAUCUACCGGAGAACGCAGGCUGGUUCGGCGAGAAGAAGGCUGGUGUUAGCGAUACGACGGGAGUCCUCGCUGACCGGUUUAACGACAUUAUCUCUCGGAUAUUCCUUUAA